CCCCCUACAGUUCAACUUCGUUGGUUCGUUCAUUUUCGCGCACUUUAGAGUUCCAACAUUUCCGACUGUUCAUGAACGCAGCGUACCUCCUGACUGGGUAACAGCAUGGAAAGAAAAGUUCUCGCAAUGCAGGCAAGGAAGAAGAGAACAAAGCCAAGGAAACCUGGCAAAAAACCAGAGCCUCAUGGUCGUGGAGGUGGUUCUCAGCCAGGUCAGGCAGACUCUCCGCUCCCAGAGCAGGAUGAAGAGAUCCUGGGCUCUGAUGAUGAUGAGCAGGAGGACCCAAACGACUACUGCAGGGGUGGAUAUCACCAUGUGAAGAUUGGAGAUCUGUUCAACGGGAGAUACCAUGUUAUCCGUAAGCUGGGCUGGGGACACUUCUCCACUGUGUGGCUGGCCUGGGACAUCCAGGAGAAGAGGUUUGUGGCCAUGAAGGUUGUAAAAAGUGCUGAACAUUACACAGAGACGGCUUUGGAUGAGAUCAAGCUGCUCAAAUCUGUGAGAAACACGGAUCCCAGUGACCCCAGCAGAGAGAAAGUGGUGCAGCUUCUAGAUGACUUCAAAAUUUCUGGCAUGAAUGGGACUCACGUGUGUAUGGUGUUUGAGGUGCUGGGAUAUCAUCUAUUGAAAUGGAUCAUCAAGUCGAACUAUCAAGGCCUGCCCCUACCUUGUGUUAAAAGCAUCAUACGACAGGUUCUGCAGGGUUUAGACUACCUCCACACCAAGUGUAAGAUCAUCCACACAGACAUCAAACCAGAGAACAUCCUGCUGACUGUCAACGAGUCCUACAUUAAGAAAAUGGCUGCCGAAGCUACGCAGUGGCAGAGGACUGGCGCUGCACCUCCCUCGGGUUCUGCAGUGAGUACAGCCCCAGCACCGAAACCAAUGGCCAAAAUGUCGAAGAACAAAAAGAAAAAGAUGAAGAAGAAGCAAAAGAAGCAGGCAGAGCUGCUGGAGAAGAGGAUCCAGGAGAUGGAGGGAGGAGCAACACCUGAAGGAGUAGAAGAAGAGGAUGAAGAGGAGACGACGACGACAGAGACAACUGAGGACACAACCUCUGCCACCACCCUCUCUAUGUCUGCCACACUGCAAGACAUUGCUGGUCAUACUGUCACAGGCUCUACUCCUGACGAGCAGCCCAAGCAGAUGCCAGAGGAGACUGAGCGGAGAGAGGAGAACAGGAUGGAGGUGAACUGCAACGGUCACACCUCCACACAGGAGAGCGAGAGCAACCUGGAGGCACAAGGGACCAAGCAGCUGACAAAGGAGCAGGAGGACCAACAGAACGCAAAUCGACCAGAGAGCAACACGGAGACCGAGGGUACUUUGAGUAACGAGAAAGAGCAUCAGACCUGCAACGGUUCGUCUGAGGACCCCGAGGCUGACCUGCAGAAGCUCCCUGCCUCUGUCACCCCGGACUCUGUCACUGUGGAGCUGAAGGAGGGAGGCAAGGAGGAGGAGAUGGACGCCAAAAGAGAGGCUGAGGAGGAAGGCGGGCAGAAUGGAGCAUCAGACAGUUUGUUAGUAAACCCCCUGGACCCCAUUAAUGCUGACAAGCUGCAGGUUAAGAUCGCUGACUUAGGCAACGCCUGCUGGGUGCACAAACACUUUACAGAUGACAUCCAGACGCGGCAGUAUCGUUCCCUUGAGGUGCUGACAGGAGCAGGCUACAGUACACCAGCAGACAUCUGGAGCACGGCAUGCAUGGCCUUUGAGCUUGCCACUGGAGAUUACCUGUUUGAACCCCACUCUGGUGAAGACUACUCUAGAGAUGAAGAUCACAUAGCGCUGAUCAUCGAGCUGCUGGGUAAAGUUCCUCGGAAGCUGAUCUUGGCAGGCAAAUACUCCAAGGAAUUUUUCACCAAGAAAGGUGACCUGCGUCACAUCACCAAGCUGAAGCCGUGGGGUUUAUUUGAUGUGUUGGUAGAGAAGUAUGAGUGGUCCAAAGAAGAGGCACACAACUUCAGCAGCUUUCUGCUGCCCAUGCUGGACCUGGUGCCUGAAAGGAGGGCCACUGCAGCCCAGUGCCUCGCUCAUCCAUGGCUCACAUCCUAGAAGCCACCCAGGGACGCAUUCACCCCUUCCAUAUUGUAAAAGGAUAAAUUAGGCUUGAAUACAGUAAAUACACUCAUGUCUGCAAACCCAGUGACUGCAUCGUGCCUGCAUCUUCCUGUCAUGGCUCUCAGAGGCUACCUGCACACACUUCCCAUGAAACCAUUAAAAAGAGAGUGACUGCUGCUGAGUCUUGGUCCUGAUUUGGAUUACUUUUGCGAUGGAAGGAACUAUUGCUCUUCUCUCUGUAUUUAUUUCAUUUUUUUUCCCUGAUUCCAGCUCUUUCUCUACAGCACAUUAUUUUUAGCUAUAGAUAAUGGACUCUAGUCAGAUUUAAAAUGAAGCUGCACUUGUCUACAAAUGUAGAAGAAGGCAGAAUGUGAACAGAAACAAAAAGAUGGCCACCAAAACCACGUACUGUUUGGUUAAAUAAUAAGCUAAAUCUGUCUGUUGUUUGCCAGUCAUCACGUUAAAUGUGCUUUUAUGGCUGUGGCUGUCAAAUAUGUGCAAAGUGCUCAGAAUUAAGAAUACCUGUGUAAUGCUAACGGGAAUGAUGUGAUAAUGGCACUGUUGGCUUUAUCUUAAAAACCUUUUGUACAUUUGUAUACAGGCACAAAUACAUAAAUAGGAAGCAUAAAUUUCAUACAUUUUAAAAUUGUGCACCAGCUCUUAAGAGAGAAGAAAUCAAAUUCUAUUUUUCAGGGAGCUGUGGAAUAUCAACUGUUAUUGUUAGUUUCCAAAUUAUCUCAUGUUGUCUUGAAAAACAGCACUUGGUACAAUAUAAUGUGAAAAAUAUUCUGAUUUCUUCUCUAUUUCAUGUGCGAGUCGGCGGACGACAACUUCAUGCUGUUUCAUACGUGGAUCCGUUUAGAAAGGCUUCACAUGGCAUUUCUCACAUUAAUAGUAAAGAAUAUUUCCAGUGUACCAAAGAGCUGGCCUUCAGUCUCUCCCUCUUUGCACAGUUUAUAGAAGAGACUGACUGCAGUGCAGAUUGAAGGCACAAGCUGAAAGUUACGCUUUUUUUUCCCCUUUUCUUACAGUUUUUGGAAAUGCCUCGAAGAAUGUUCAUCUGACUUCAAACUUGUGUGAAACUUAGUGCUUCAUUUUUAGUGCACUGCACAUGGAGUUUGUCCUAAAAACAAAUGCUGUAAUGAUGCUUUGAAUUGACUCAAAAUCAUUUUGCUUGUUUUUCUACAAGUCUCAUCUUCCUUUGUCCAUGUCUCCCCUCCUAAUUUGAUUGUGAAUUUUUUUUCUGUAGGUAAUUAGAAUAAACAUUUUUCAAAAUCUAAA
Scatophagus argus is the source of this 3342-nucleotide messenger RNA. It is a transcript of the gene srpk1b, whose product is annotated as SRSF protein kinase 1b. Gene Ontology annotation, biological process: protein phosphorylation; spliceosomal complex assembly; regulation of mRNA processing. The coding region runs from base 106 to 2055 and encodes 649 amino acids. The transcript has 16 exons. NCBI's taxonomy places the organism in Eukaryota, Metazoa, Chordata, Actinopteri, Scatophagidae. Gene Ontology annotation, molecular function: protein kinase activity; ATP binding. The record is from RefSeq and is a predicted model, not a curated record.